Messenger RNA from Eleginops maclovinus (Patagonian blennie), 1455 nucleotides. RefSeq names its product phosphoribosyl transferase domain containing 1b (gene prtfdc1b). Gene Ontology annotation, biological process: purine ribonucleoside salvage; hypoxanthine metabolic process; IMP salvage. The record is from RefSeq and is a predicted model, not a curated record. NCBI's taxonomy places the organism in Eukaryota, Metazoa, Chordata, Actinopteri, Perciformes, Eleginopidae. The transcript has 9 exons. Gene Ontology annotation, cellular component: cytosol. The coding region runs from base 127 to 801 and encodes 224 amino acids. Gene Ontology annotation, molecular function: magnesium ion binding; hypoxanthine phosphoribosyltransferase activity.
ACGGAUAGACGCAAACAUUCUUCCCCCGAGGCUCCCCCUCUCUUUGCAGGGUGCCAAAUCCUCCCCAAAGCAUGAACCACCACUUUCCUCAGACAAGAGACUUUUUUGGCUCAGCAGGAAAACAACAUGGCAGUCUCCAAACCACAAGUCGGAGGAAGCGGCGGGAUUGUGAUUGACGAUGACUGGCCAGGCUACAGUUUAGAUCUCUUCAGCUACCCGUCUCACUACUCCGGAGAUUUAGACUGUGUCGUUGUUCCACAUGGUGUGAUUAUGGACAGGACAGAACGUCUGGCUCGAAACAUCAUGGAUGACCUUGGGGACCAUGACAUCGUGGUGCUGUGUGUGCUGAAAGGAGGCUACCAGUUCUGUGCCGACCUGGUGGACAGGAUCAAGGCCCUCAGCCGCAACUCCAACCGCACCAUCCCAAUGAGGGUCCACUUCAUCCGGCUCAAGAGCUACCUGAAUGACCAGUCGACAGCAGAUCUUCACAUAGUUGGAGCAGAGGAUUUGUCUUUUUUAGCUGGAAAGAACGUACUGAUUGUGGAGGCCAUUGUGGGCACCGGAAAGACAAUGAAAACUCUCCUGAAGCAUGUUGAAUCCUUCAAUCCCAAAUUGAUCAAAGUAGCAGGAUUGCUGGUGAAGAGGGUGCCACAUAACUCAGCAUGUCUUCCUGACUAUGUUGGCUUUGAGAUACCCGAUCGGUUUGUGGUUGGAUAUGCCUUAGACUACAAUGAGUAUUUUAGAGACCUAAAUCAUAUCUGUGUGAUCAGUGAACGUGGGAAGACAAAAUACAAGAUUUAAAAAGGGGGACACUGUCAUAGAUGUCAUCUAACAGCAAGCAUUAACAUUUUCCCUGGGAUGCCAUUCACUUACAGCUGCUAUCGUGACAUUUGAUCUCAAGCAUCCCCUGAUUUGUUUUAACAUUCCUUCUCUGAAAUGUGUUUUAACAAUAGACACUGACGUUUAUCUGGUAAUUUUAUCAAAGCAAGUACAUGCUGUACUUUGCUUUUAACAUAGCAAUUUCAUUCUUAAUGUUUACAGAAGUUAUUUGUAUUGAUAAUGUUAAUGCAAGGAAACUAACUGUGUCAUAGUUUGUUUGACCUUUUUCAUCUCAACUUCUUGUAUGCAAUGUUAAGACUUGAUAAUCAUGACCUGUAUGACUGUGAUAUAUUUUUAAAGUCAGUGUGUGAUUAGGUCACAAAGGAAAGCUUCAUUUAAAAGGACAGAAAAAUAGUUUUAUUAGGGAUAGAUUUUAACAUGUUAUGAACCUUUACAUUGCAUUUCUGGUAUUUCAUUCGGUACUGUAGUAUGCCACCUUUAAUGCUGGGCAAACACUGAAAGUGCUUACUACCUCUUUGUAUUUUAAGUAAUUGAGGUGUUAUGUAAUAGUUAUAAUUUUCUAAUUUUUGUAUUCCUUUUUAUGAUUUAACAUGCAAGUAAAGUAGUUCAAACAUU